CCAGUCACGCACACAAGCUCCCUCUCGUCAGCGCGCACGCACGGCGCCGCCCCGGUUUAUAUAGCAAUCAACACGUACGUGCGCGUGAGGGUGGAAUUUUUUAGCUCGUUUGAUAAGGAGAAGAACGAAGCUUGUGGGAAAGGUCGGUCGGUUUGGUCUGUCGAUCGGGUCGGAUCGAUCGCCAUGACGCUCACGAGGCACGAAGCAGAGGAGAGCAAGGAGAUGGAGGGCCUCCGGGCGCACGCCGUCGCGCUGCUCUCGCUGUCGUCGUCGCCGGAGCCGGCGGCGUCGGGCGGCGGCGACAGCAGGCCGCCGGCGUCGGCCUCGAGCAGGAGGGCCAUGGCGGCGGAGGGCGUGUUCGAGUGCAAGACGUGCAGCAAGCGCUUCCCGUCGUUCCAGGCGCUCGGCGGGCACCGCACCAGCCACACGCGGCUGCAGGCGCGGAUGCUCAGCGACGCGGCGGCCGCGGGCGCCGAGAGGGACAGGACGCGGGUGCACGAGUGCGCCGUCUGCGGGCUCGAGUUCUCCAUGGGCCAGGCGCUCGGCGGGCACAUGCGCCGGCACAGGGGCGAGGCGCCGCUGGCCGCGCACGACGACGGCGCCGCGCACCCGGACCAGGCCAUGCCGGACCUCAACUUCCCGCCGCUGGAGGACGGCGACGGCGGCGGCGGCAGCGACGGUGGCCAAGAUCAACAGCCAUCAGCCGAUCACAGCUCGGAGCCGCAGCUGCUCAACCUGCUUGUAUAGCGUGGCGUGCACAGCGUGUAUGUGCAUGGUGAUCCUAUGGUGUGCAUACAUGAGUGGUUUCUAAAUUUUCGGAGCCUGGACAUGACAAGGAAUUCCUCAUUAACUGUAGCUUCGUUUCUUAGGUUCUGUUUCAUUAGUUGGGUUUCCUUUGUAAAGCUAUUCGUCGAUUGCAAUUCAUUUGUUGUAAAUUAAAUUGUCAAUAUCUUUCUUAUCUGACGACAGCUUGUUGUGCAAA
Panicum hallii is the source of this 982-nucleotide messenger RNA. RefSeq names its product zinc finger protein ZAT12-like. Lineage: Eukaryota; Viridiplantae; Streptophyta; Magnoliopsida; Poales; Poaceae. The record is from RefSeq and is a predicted model, not a curated record. The transcript has a single exon. The coding region runs from base 184 to 747 and encodes 187 amino acids.